Molecule: messenger RNA, 2057 nt
Organism: Drosophila montana
Lineage: Eukaryota; Metazoa; Arthropoda; Insecta; Diptera; Drosophilidae
Product: glycoprotein-N-acetylgalactosamine 3-beta-galactosyltransferase 1-like
Exons: 4
Coding region: 667-1983 (438 amino acids)
Cellular component (GO): membrane
Molecular function (GO): N-acetylgalactosaminide beta-1,3-galactosyltransferase activity
Source: RefSeq, a predicted model, not a curated record
ACAAGUACAAAAAAAAACAAACAAGUAAGAUAAUCUUGUCGGGAGUUCCCGACUACGUAAUACUCACACCCUCUUCUACCAAAUACGAGUUCAUUUGCUUUAGCCGUAAUAAAAUCUUUAGCUCUUAUGAGACGGACAUGGCUGGAUCGACUCUACUUUUACACGGACAUGCUUCCUUCUGCCUGUUAGAUACAUUAGAACAAAAGCAUUAUGCUCUUCUCACCCAUUUGUAAUGGGCUAAAUGGUUAUAAAAGCAAAUACCAAGUAAUCGACCCACAUAAGAUAAAGACCUUUAUUUUUUUCUAUUUGCACAAGUGCUAUCUAAUACAUGUGCCUAUUGUCACCUAUAACUCAGACAGUUUUCGGUUUAGGAGCUUAGUUGAUUCGGCAACGUGAAAUACUUCGGUUCGCUUUUUGGGUACUCGCUCUUUAUUAAUAAAGUGUGUCAAAUUAAGUGCAUAAUAAUAUUAAAAUAAAGCUAAUUAUGUUAAAACCUAAAUAAAAAUGUCAUGUUAAAUAUAUACAUGUACAAGGUGAAAGCAUAGAUUAAUAUACUGGAUAUGCAAAGCCAGUGAAGUUAUUUUAAACUUAAGAAUUUCUUGGACUUGGAACAAAGCUGGUUUGUGUGUGUUUAGACAAGUGUUAAAGCUGGAAACGUCAUACAAAAUGGUUGCACACUCCGUUCUAUACGAAGCGCGUGCCUCCAAAACACGUUCAUUGCUUACACUUAUGAUUGGUCUUCUCAUCGGUUUUUGUCUGGCUCAAAUUAUAUCCUACAUAACUAUAUCGGAAGGCAUCAAAUCCAACAAUAUUUUAGCCAGCAGCGAACCCCUUUUCCAGCACAAGGAAGCCGAAGAUACAAUACCAGAUUUCCAUGUGAUUAAACACGAGCAUCCAAACGAUGAUUCUUCGCUAGCCGAUAAGCUAAAGAAGGAGGUGCGUGUACUCUGCUGGAUUAUGACAAAUCCUAAAAAUCACAAAAAGAAGGCUCGCCAUGUCAAACGAACCUGGGGCAAACGCUGUAAUAUUCUCCUAUUCAUGAGCUCCGGAGAGGAUGAUGAGCUACCCACGGUAAAGUUGGAUGUUGGAGAAGGGCGAGAGAAUCUUUGGCGCAAAGUGAAGGAGGCAUUUAAAUAUGUGUACAAGCAUCAUUUCAACGACGCGGAUUGGUUCUACAAGGCAGAUGAUGAUACCUAUGCGGUUGUCGAGAAUUUGCGCUAUAUGCUAUAUCCCUAUAAUCCCGAGACACCCGUACAUUUCGGCUUCAAGUUCAAACCCUUUGUGAAGCAGGGUUACAUGUCGGGAGGAGCAGGCUAUGUGCUCAGUCGGGAGGCACUGCGACGAUUUGUUGUUGACGGCAUACCCGAUCCCAAGAUGUGUCUACAGGGCACCGUUAUCAACGAGGAUAUUGAAAUUGGAAAAUGCAUGGAGAAUCUAAAUGUGACUGCAGGCGAUUCCCGUGAUGUGAACGGACGCGGUCGCAUGUUUCCCUUUGUGCCUGAGCAUCAUUUAAUACCCAACAGAGACAAAGGGUAUUGGUAUUGGAAUUAUCUUUUUUAUAAGACGGAUGAUGGUCUCGAUUGCUGUUCGGAUAAUGCCAUUUCAUUUCACUAUGUGGGGCCAAAUCUGAUGUAUGCUCUAGAUUAUUUGAUCUAUCACCUAAAACCCUAUGGAGUGGUAAGGACGCAGCAAGAGUUGCCCGCUAAGCUGGCAGUAGGUGAGUUCCUUCCGCCGCCAAAGGAGGAGCCCGCCAACAGCAACGAGGAUUCCAUCGAUGAUGAAGACAGGUUGGCGAAUACAACAACUUUGGCUCCGACAGAACCUGAUGCGAGAGAAGUUAAUUCGAAGGAAGCCGAUUUAGAAGAGAAAUCAAAGCCGAAAGAGAACUCGAAAAUGGUAACAGAAAUCAAAAAACUGAAAAGAGAAGUAAAAAAACUUGAAGAUUUAAAUGAUCUAUAUUCAGAAGAAGAUAAGAGCACGUAAAAUUCGUAUUUUAUCAUUGUAAGAUUAUUUAUAAAUAAAAAUAAAAUACGCUUUAAAUAAGCCUCAUUGCUCAA